AUGCCCAAAUUCCACGCCUCCCUGACCAACGAGCACAUCGCCUUCAUCAACGCGGCGCCGCUCUUCUACGUCGCCAGCGCGCCCUGGGCGGGCACACACAUCAACAUCUCGCCCAAAGGCCAGCCGUCACAAACCUUCUCGAUCCUCAGCCCAACGAGCGUCGCCUACCUCGAUGCAACAGGCCACGGCUGCGAGACGAUUGCGCACGUGUACGAGAACGGGCGUGCGACGCUGCUGUUUAGCUCGAGCGGCGCCAAUCCAAGGACACUGCGGUUGUUCUGCUCCGCCCGCGUCGUGGAGAAGUGGGACCAGCAUUUCAGCGCGCUGCGGGCCAAGAUGGCGUCUGAGAACGGCGAGAGCGUAGACAUAACAGGUGCCCGCGCCAUCAUCGUGCUGAAGAUUGUCAAGGUGCAGACGAGCUGCGGGUUUGGCGCGCUGCCGGGCGUAGAGGGCGGCGAUGCGAUGGCGUUUGCGGACCAUGACGGCGACGAUGACGGGCGGGCGCGCGAGACGCUGGAGGCGUGGGCUGCGAAGAAGAUUGAGCGCCGCGAGAUGAUGGAUUUCCAAAAGGUCAACAACACGCGCAGUCUGGACGGGUUGCCGGGCUUGAAGAGCGCGCGGAUGGCGCAGGAUCAGAAUUUCGCCGUCGAGGACACAAAGGUGUGGUUCCAGCGGGUGGCGAGGCAGUGGGACGCCGUCGCGCUGGGGGUCGCGCUGGGCAUGCUUCUCAUGAUCCUGCUGGGGCUGGUGGACGUUGUGCACAUUGAACCGCGGUUCCUGACGCAUAUUUUGAACUUUCAGAAACGGCAGCUGGGCGACUAUCACGAUGAGCUGUAG
Messenger RNA from Didymella exigua CBS 183.55, 837 nucleotides. RefSeq names its product pyridoxamine phosphate oxidase family protein. The record is from RefSeq and is a predicted model, not a curated record. The coding region runs from base 1 to 837 and encodes 278 amino acids. NCBI's taxonomy places the organism in Eukaryota, Fungi, Ascomycota, Dothideomycetes, Pleosporales, Didymellaceae. The transcript has a single exon.